ACAGGGCUUGGGUGUUUCCCGCAGCGCGUGAGCGCGUGAAACAGGUGUUGUAGGCGAUUCCGAUCCAAACCCGCGUCUCUCUCCCUCUUCCUCUCGUGGAAGAAGAAGAAAAGAAAGGAGAAGAAAAGAAAAGGAGGAAACGAAGGGAUAGAGAGAUGCCGGGGACUCAAGAUCGACGGUCCCGGUCGUCCAAACCCCUCACAGUCCACGGCCAUGCCCAGUCCGGAGAUCUCAUCGGCCUGCAGAAGAAACUCGAAGAGAACCCAUCUCUUCUCAAUGCUAGAAACGAUGUCAUGGCACAAACACCUCUCCAUGUAGCAGCUGGUUACAAUAAUGUUGAGAUAGUUAAGUUUUUGCUUGAUUGGCGAGGUCCUGAGAAGAUUGAGUUGGAGGCCAAAAACAUGUAUGGAGAAACACCAUUACACAUGGCAGCAAAAAAUGGUUGCAAUGAAGCAGCAAGAUUGCUUCUUGAUCGUGGUGCUUCUUUGACAGCCAAAGCCAAUAAUGGUAUGACCCCACUGCAUUUAGCUGUCUGGUCCUCUCCCCGGAUUGAAGACUGCUUAACUGUGAAAACGUUGCUCGAGUACAAUGCUGAUUGCAAUGUAACAGAUAAUGAAGGGAUGACUCCUUUAAAUCAUCUUCUACAAGGCCCAGGCAAUGAGAAGGUGCAUGAACUCCUUCAGCGCCAUCUCGAGGAACAGAGGAAGCGGAAAGCUGUUGAAGCGUUUGGCGAGACAAAAGCUAAGAUGGCAGAACUUGAAGAAGCAAUGACACACAUCGUAGGUUUGCAUGAGCUCAAGCUGCAACUGAAGAAGUGGGCUAGGGGGAUGCUUUUGGAUGAGAAGCGCAGGGCCUUGGGGCUUAGAGUUGCUGCUAGGAAACCCCCUCAUAUGGCCUUUCUUGGCAAUCCCGGGACAGGAAAGACAAUGGUAGCUCGUAUCCUUGGGAGGCUUCUUCAUAUGGUGGGAAUUUUACCUACUGAUAAGGUAACCGAAGUUCAGAGGACUGAUUUGGUUGGAGAAUUUGUUGGACAUACUGGACCAAAGACCAGGAGAAAGAUAAAAGAGGCAGAAGGUGGGAUUCUUUUCGUUGAUGAGGCCUACAGAUUGAUACCAAUGCAGAAAGCAGAUGAUAAAGAUUAUGGCUUAGAGGCCUUAGAGGAGAUCAUGUCUUUCAUGGACAGCGGAAAAGUCGUCGUCAUAUUCGCCGGCUACAGCGAGCCAAUGAAGCGUGUAAUCUCAUCAAACGAAGGUUUCUGCAGGCGGGUCACAAAAUUCUUCUACUUUGGCGACUUCAGUACUAAAGAACUAGCCGAAAUCACCCAUCUCAAAAUGAGCAGUCAAGUGGAGGAUAGUAUGCUUUACGGGUUUAAGCUGCACUGGGCCUGUAGCAUGGGGGCUGUUGCAGAUCUGAUUGAGAGAGAGACUACGGAGAAGCAGCGUAAAGAGAUGAAUGGUGGCUUGAUCGAUCCGAUGCUUGUGAAUGCUAGGGAGAACCUGGAUCUCAGGCUGGACCUCGAGUGCAUGGACAUAGAUGAUCUGCUCACAAUCACCUUGGAAGAUUUGGAGGCGGGCCUUAGAUCACUUCCGCAAUGAGGCAGAGCUGUUCUCUGCUUGCUGUUUCGUGUUGUCAUCUUUUCAAGUUUUUUGGGGGCAUUUUUUUAAAAUUCAUUGUAGGUCUCAAUAUCAAUCAGUUAAAGCUCUCCAGGAGCAUGCAUCCCUUCGAUUAUCCAUGAGGGGCUGCUCUUUGUUUGCUCUUGAUGUUUCUUCCCUUUUUGUAAUUUUUGGUUCGCUGCUGUCUCAUUGUAUUUGUAACCCAUUCAUUUGAAAGCUCUGAAGCAGGCAAUUGGAUUGAUUAUCAAGUCGAAUUUUGUUGUGGUUAA
This is a messenger RNA of Magnolia sinica, 1882 nucleotides long. RefSeq lists its product as uncharacterized. Bases 156 to 1595 code for a protein of 479 amino acids. Lineage: Eukaryota; Viridiplantae; Streptophyta; Magnoliopsida; Magnoliales; Magnoliaceae. The record is from RefSeq and is a predicted model, not a curated record. Gene Ontology annotation, molecular function: ATP binding; protein binding; ATP hydrolysis activity. The transcript is spliced from 7 exons.